Puntigrus tetrazona (Sumatra barb) is the source of this 3393-nucleotide messenger RNA. It is a transcript of the gene cd79b, whose product is annotated as CD79b molecule, immunoglobulin-associated beta. Lineage: Eukaryota; Metazoa; Chordata; Actinopteri; Cypriniformes; Cyprinidae. Gene Ontology annotation, cellular component: B cell receptor complex; external side of plasma membrane. The transcript is spliced from 7 exons. Bases 207 to 851 code for a protein of 214 amino acids. The record is from RefSeq and is a predicted model, not a curated record. Gene Ontology annotation, biological process: B cell differentiation; B cell receptor signaling pathway.
ACUGUCAUCUGGCCAUCUCUUUAGGCCACUGAGUUCCCAGCAUUGAACCAGUGUUAAAGUUCAGGGAGAGCGGGUGAAUUACAGCCUGCUUCUUCGCAUGUAAUAGCAGUGCUUCAUGACCUGCACCCUUCACUCUGGUGGAGCUGUCUUCCUCCUGUUCUGUCUAUGUGAUCUGCACUGAAGUCUACACUUUCUCCAAGAGGUGUAUGUCAGGACUGAGAAUCAUGCAUUACCUCCUGCUGGGAUCUUCAGUCAUGGUCCUGAUUUACCUCUCAGCUGAAGCCAAUAUCCAUGUGUUCCAGAAGCCACGGUUUAUCGGAGUCAAAACGGGUCGGACGGUGAUUAUAUACUGUGUGCCGCUGAAUCCGUCUAAGUCGAGUCAUGUAGAGUGGUUCAGAGGCCAGAUUUACAAAGACCAGCUCAAGAACAGCCAAAGAAUAAAGAUAACAGAGAAGAGCGACAAACUAAAUGCCUCCGUUACCAUAAAUAAAGUGGAGAUAGAGGACAGCGGCACUUACUUUUGCAAGCUGAACGGCACGUUCGGACCCGGAACUGAGCUACAAGUGUCCAGACACAUCGAUACCGACGUUGUCUUGAAGAGGUCGAGAGUCAAGGAUGUUUUCAUUUUCCUUCAGGGUUUACUGUUGAUUUUGUGCAUCGUCGUUCCUCUGGUUCAGUAUUACAGACUGGGGAUGAAAGAAGACGCCAUUUAUGAAGAGCCAGAGGUUGAUCACAUAUACGAGGGGCUGGAGAUCGAGCAGUGCGGCGGUGCGGAUCUGUAUGAGGACAUCACUGCUUUAGCCCGGGACACAGAUGCAGCGUGGGAAGUCGAGUCCCCAGACCAAGAGUGAGAAAAAGCAACCUGGUCUCAUAAAAAUACGUACCUCUGUGUACUUUUGGUGCAACACUGUUUUUUUCAGUUUCAAAGAGAAAUGUACACUGAGUGGCGCUAAAGCGCAGCUUCAAUACAUGACCCCUGGAACAUUUUUAGUACGUCGAUAUAGGUACGGUUUAGUAUGGUAAUAUCCGUUCACUGUUUCUAAAAGCUAAUGCUCUACACCAAAUCCAACCCUAAACCUACCCAAUUAUAAAAACACAUUUGUUGCCAUUUCAACUUCCUUUUUCAAGCUCCUCUGCUCUCAGGUGUACUUCGUGAGCUACCGAAAAAAAAAACUGUCUAUGAAAACCCAUAGAGAUGAAGCUGGAUGUGUGUGAUGCUAACGGUCAAAAGCGUCAGUUUUCAGAUAUCUCAGAAUAUUAAUAUUGUUUCGAAGUCAUAACACGAUAUUCUUCAAGCAAUUUUGUGAAAAUGACGCUUUAUUAAUCCAAACUGUACAUUUGCGUGACAAAGGUGCCAGAGUUUUAUUGCCUCUAGUGUUCAUUUCUUUUCGGAAACCGCACUGAUGUACUUGUCGGUACGUAUUUCGUGUCUCGCUACAAAGUGCACCCAGGUACAUUUAUGCCACGAGACCAGGCAAAAACAUGACUUUCAGAUUAUUGAUCUGCAGAUAUUAAAACGAGACACACAUAUCCAGUGUGCGCUGCAUAAUCCACAUGUGUGCAGAAAGACCUCACUGCUCAUGAAAGCAGUAAAUGGUUCUUAAAAAAAACAAAAUUAUAAUUUUUAAUUUUUUGGAAAGUAAUGAAAUUAUACCAUUUAUAGGCUUGAAGGUUUUGUUGGGGAUGUGCCAUAUGCGGCAAUAACAAUCAUCUAUAGACAUUGUAAUACAUUUAACUUAUGUUUUUGUUGUUGUUUGCUUGUUUUUUUGUCUGUAUGGCGGUUUUUAUUAGACUUUACGUUCAUUUUACUGUAUUGUGUAUAAUGUGGUAGUGUUUGCUCUGGCUCUGCUAGUCAUUCACAACAAGGUGCUCUCUAUUCGGUUACAAAAAUACUAGCGGUAAGGAACUGUUUAAAGCUCAAGGGCACUUUCACUUCAUAUCUGUUAAAAUAAGCAUGCGAAUAGCAGGUGUUUUCCACGAAGGAGCUUUUUUCUGUAAACGUCGAGUAUAUUUUCUUGCAUUCAUUCUGAUUGCCACAAAACUUCCGAAAAGAACAUCUGUCUGUAAAAGGAUUUAACUUGGCCACUGUCUCAAAAUUGCUAUUUGAUUAGUAAAAUACUACAAAAACCUAAAAUGCAAUGUUUGUUUUUAAACGUUCUGUACACCGAAAAGUUAUAAAAUGUUGUUUGGUGACGCCAAACCGCAUUUGAGCUACGUGGGUUAAGUAUAUAGCUACCUGAAUCGCACGAAAGAUAAUAAAAAUAUUAAAGGAGAGAAUCUUAAAAAGCACAGAAAAGCUGUUAAAAGAUGCAGGCUGUUCAGUUUUUUAAUAGUAAGCGACUGCAAGAGCUGUAGGGAGGGAAAGUGCGCCAUCUUAUGGCCAUUCAGACAAACUAAACAUCUUUUAAUCCUGGAACACUACUUAGGUGUUUUCCCUUUUACAGUCUAGAUGAGUCGAAGUUAGUAGCCGACACCAGAUUUUACAGAGUUUCAUCAUGUAGUUCACCAUCAGGGCAUCCGAGAUGUACGUUUGUUUCUUCUUUGGGACAGAUUUUGGUGCAGAAAUGACUUGCUUACCGACGGAUGCUCUGCGGUGAAUGGGUGCCGUCGGAAAAAGAGGUGAUAAAAACAUCACAAUAAUCCACAAGUAAUCCACUCCAAUCCAUCAGUUAACAAUUAACACGAAGGAUAUUUUGUUAAAAAUAAAAAAUAAAAUAAAUUCACAAAAUGUCUUAAAAUAUUCAAGUUUUUUUAUUUGAUGCCAGAAAUACAAAAAGUCACUUCAUCUCUUCAUUUAUGCAUUUUUUUUACAUAUAACAGUUAAAAAAAGACAACAUUAAUAAAUAAGGAGAUAAUCUAUAAAUAUUAGUAUGCAAAAUCGCGGCGUAUAAAAUGUUAAAUUCCACAAAUAAAUAAAAUAAGAUUUAAAUAAUUUAUUAAAACUCGUAUAAAUAGCAUAUCACAGCAUGAGGAAUCAAAACGAUAAUAAAUAAACACUGCGUAGCGCUGUAUAAAAUAACAUUAUAGAAAAGGAGUGUAAACACUGAUUAGCACUUGUUUUUUUUUUCUUCUGUAAACGGAGCCAAGCCUCAAGAGGACCGGUUCUUAACCACGAGUGUGGAGGAAGAAGAACUCCAGCUGGUUCAUCAAACUUAUGACCCGUUUUCUGACGAUCUCCCAGCUGUGAUCUUUAUCCCCCUGAAAGAGUAAAACAACGCAUUCCAGGGGACGACGGCAUCGUCGAAGAGGACCGUGAUCUCCAGCAGAGCCUGAAUGACGAAAGGGAUCUGCUUCUCAGGCUGAGAGGAAGAGACCAAAAACACAGAGACAUUCGUCAAUAUAGAUCCAGCGCGUGUUAUAGUGUCAUUUAUAAUCAAUAAUCAUUUUUACUAA